AUGCUCCCCGACAAGUCCAAAAACAUUCUCAAAAACAUCAAUCUGUCCUUUUAUCCCGGCGCCAAAAUUGGGGUGGUGGGCUUGAACGGAUCCGGAAAAUCAACCUUACUCAAAAUCAUGGCGGGAGUGGAUACCGAGUUUGACGGUACCGCCCGGCCCUUGCCCGGAGCUUCGAUUGGCUACCUUCCACAGGAGCCGGCCCUUCCUUUUGCUACCGUCCAAGAAUGCGUCGACGAAGCUGUACAAUCCUCGCAAGCCAUUCUUGAUGAGUAUAACCAACUCAGCAUGAAGCUAGCGGAUCCUGAUCUCACCGAUGAUGAAAUGAACAAGAUCAUGACCAAGACGGAACAACUGACCAAUCAAAUUGAAGCUGGAAAUCUGUGGGAACUCGAGCGAAUUGUGGAGCGCGCCAUGGAUUCCUUGCGGGUGCCACCCGGGGACGCCAAGACGGCCGUCCUGUCGGGUGGCGAAAAGCGCCGCGUAGCGCUUUGUCGCUUGCUCCUGGCCAAUCACGAUAUGCUUCUACUAGACGAACCCACGAACCAUUUGGACGCCGAAUCGAUCGGAUGGUUGGAGCAGUUCUUGGCACAGUUCAAGGGAACGGUGGUCUGCAUCACCCACGACCGAUACUUUCUCGAAAAUGUGGCCGAGUGGAUUUUAGAGCUAGACCGAGGAGAAGGCAUCCCGCACGAAGGCAACUACUCAAGCUGGCUGGAGGCCAAGAGUAAACGUCUCGAGGAGGAAAAGAAAAAAGACACCGCGGCAGCCAAGGCUGUUGCAGCCGAACUGGAAUGGAUUCGGAGCAACCCCAAGGCCAAGGGCAACAAAAGUAAGGCACGCCUCAACCGCUACGAUGAGCUACUGUCCGCUGCUGCUCCUACGGAACUCCGGAACGCGGGACAAAUCUACAUCCCCCCGGGUCCUCGGUUGGGCGAUGUCGUGGUGGAUAUCACCAACAUGCGCAAGUCGUUCGAUGAGCGCUUGCUAAUUAAGGAUUUGAGCUUUUCCAUGCCCAAAGCUGGUAUUGUGGGCGUCAUUGGCCCGAACGGUGCCGGCAAGUCGACACUCAUCAAAAUGCUACUCGGCAAAGAGCAACCCGACUCUGGUGAGGUCAAAAUCGGUGAGACCGUGAACAUCGUGUCUGUUGGGCAGGAACGCAUGGAUGAGUUGAACUCGGAAAAGACUGUGUUUGAGGAAAUCUCCGGAGGGCUCGAUGAGCUCGAGCUGGGCACCCAAACUGUGCAAUCUCGUGCCUAUCUUUCCUGGUUUGGGUUUAAGGGAGGAAUGCAGCAGGCCAAAGUGGGAAAUCUAUCAGGUGGCGAGCGCAAUCGUGUCCAGCUCGCCAAGAUUCUCAAGGCCGGUGGCAAUAUGAUUAUUCUAGAUGAACCAUCGAACGACUUGGACGUCGAAGUCUUGCGCAGUCUGGAAGAAGCGCUGUUGAAUUUUGCGGGCUGUGCCAUGGUGGUGUCACACGAUAGGUACAUGUUGGAUCGCGUGGCGACCCACAUUCUGGCCUGCGAGGGUGAUUCGGAAUGGUUCUUCUUCCCAGGCAACUAUGCCGAAUAUGAGGCCAACCGUCUGGAACGCAAGGGCCAAAGCAGCAUUAAGCGCGUCGCCUACGCGCCUUUGCUGAACGCGUAG
Phaeodactylum tricornutum CCAP 1055/1 is the source of this 1641-nucleotide messenger RNA. RefSeq lists its product with no specific name. The coding region runs from base 1 to 1641 and encodes 546 amino acids. Gene Ontology annotation, biological process: negative regulation of translational elongation. The transcript has a single exon. Gene Ontology annotation, molecular function: ATP binding; ATP hydrolysis activity. NCBI's taxonomy places the organism in Eukaryota, Bacillariophyta, Bacillariophyceae, Surirellales, Neidiaceae. The record is from RefSeq and is a predicted model, not a curated record.